Messenger RNA from Stomoxys calcitrans (stable fly), 1410 nucleotides. RefSeq names its product UPF0046 protein C25E10.12. Lineage: Eukaryota; Metazoa; Arthropoda; Insecta; Diptera; Muscidae. The record is from RefSeq and is a predicted model, not a curated record. The transcript has 3 exons. Gene Ontology annotation, molecular function: hydrolase activity. The coding region runs from base 266 to 1168 and encodes 300 amino acids.
GCCAUAGUCCUACGUCAUUCACUGUUGUCAUAUUUUUUGCAAUGAAAUUCCUAUUUUAUCAAAUUGAGAUUAAUUAAGCGAUCUAAACAUAAUAGAUAGUGUGCAAAAUAACAAAGUAAACAAUGGACAACUGAAAGUCUUCGAGUUAAGUCACCACCGGCUUUAUCAACAGACUCGAAAAGGAUUCGAAUAAUAACUUAAUUAGAUUGUAAAACAGAGAAAAGACUUCAACAGGACAACGUACAGAAGUUUAGUUACAGUCACAAUGGACAUACCCAUACAUCCCCUAACACACAAUCCCACCAUGGCAUGGAAAGAAAUUUCCAAAACACAACGCGUUAUUAAGGUUACCAUGAAGCCGCCUUCCACAGGCGUGGCUUUUAAUAAGGCUCGCGUAGUCUGCAUGUCGGACACACAUUCACUGACUCACUACAUGAAAUUUGACAUACCAGAUGGUGAUAUUUUCAUACAUGCAGGAGAUUUCACAAAGUGUGGACGCAUGGUAGAAGUUGUGGAAUUCAAUCAAUGGAUUGGAACACUACCGCACAAGCAUAAAAUUGUAAUUGCAGGCAAUCAUGAGCUCAGUUUUGAUGAGACAUUUACUCAUCCAUUUCAAAAUAAAUCCAGUGCAGAAAGAACCAAACACACGGGUUUGUCCAUACUCGAUGACUUGCCCACGUUGGGUAAUACCAAAGAGAACAUCGCAGACGCUGUUCAAACUCUAAACAUUCGUGAUGUACUUACAAAUUGUACCUACAUUGAAGAUGAAUUAGUCGAAAUAUGGGGUAUACGCAUUUAUGGUAGUCCUUGGCAGCCAAAAUUCUGCAAUUGGGCAUUUAAUGUGCCUCGCGGUCUCCCCUGCCUGGAGAAAUGGAAUAAAAUUCCCGAAGACAUUGAUAUUCUAGUAACACACACACCGCCUGUAGGUCAUGGAGAUCUAUGCUGCUCAGGUGUUCGUGCCGGUUGUGUGGAACUCUUGACAACGAUACAGAAAAGAGUCAGGCCAAAAUAUCAUGUCUUUGGGCAUAUACAUGAAGGCUACGGCAUUACCUCAGAUGGAAGGGUGAUUUAUGUGAAUGCCUCAACUUGCGAUAUUAACUAUUUGCCCAAUAAUCCUCCAAUUGUAUUCGAUGUCACAUUGCCACCCGGUGUGCGUAAGGAUGAAUAGAGACAAAGCGCAAGAAGACAACAUAAACUUGAUGUAGUCGAGAGAAUUUCUUUUUUCUUAGGUGAACCAAAAAGCUUUUUGUUUUCUAGUUCAAUUUUAUUUUUACCUCUAAACAACCGGUGCAUUACAAAAAUUAUAAAUAUUUUGUAUUGAUAUAAUUCCCCCAAGCCUUAUGUUUGUGCUCGUAUCUUUAGCUUUGGUAUUGUAUAUAAAAUUAUUUUAACACUUUUAUAUAAUUAUUG